Dendrobium catenatum is the source of this 1645-nucleotide messenger RNA. RefSeq names its product ubiquitin carboxyl-terminal hydrolase 3-like. Gene Ontology annotation, biological process: protein deubiquitination. Gene Ontology annotation, cellular component: nucleus; cytosol. Bases 224 to 1333 code for a protein of 369 amino acids. Gene Ontology annotation, molecular function: cysteine-type endopeptidase activity; cysteine-type deubiquitinase activity. The record is from RefSeq and is a predicted model, not a curated record. Lineage: Eukaryota; Viridiplantae; Streptophyta; Magnoliopsida; Asparagales; Orchidaceae. The transcript is spliced from 6 exons.
AACGUGGCGGACCGGCCUGCCUGGGACCCCAGUCCCCAGGUCUCAUUUGCGGCCCUAACAGCCAUUGUAAACGGAAGAGAUUUUCUCGGUGGUCUUGUCUUCUCCGUCCGAGCUGAUCAGGUGGGCGCGCAGCUAGAGGUAGGGUUUUGCCGUCGUCUUCGCUUUUGCUCUUCGCCGGGCGGCGGUAUACGAAAGGACUGCGAGGGUGGCGUGGAAGAGGUGGAUGGUUAUGGGAGCCACGGCCUCCAAACUCGAGAAGGCACUCGGAGACCAGUUCCCCGAAGGCGAGAGAUACUUUGGACUCGAGAAUUUCGGCAAUACUUGUUACUGCAAUAGUGUCUUGCAGGCACUUUAUUUUUGCAUCCCUUUCAGAGAACAAUUACUGGAGUAUUAUUCAAAUAACAAAAAUGUUGCAGAAGUUGAUGAAAAUCUGCUUACAUGUCUGGCAGAUCUUUUCAAUCAGAUCAACUCAUCAAAAAAGAAGACUGGUGUAAUUGCCCCUAAGCGUUUUGUGCAGAGAGUUAAAAAACAAAAUGAACUUUUCCGCAGCUAUAUGCACCAGGAUGCUCAUGAAUUUUUGAAUUUCUUGCUUAACGAGCUUGUUGACAUUUUGGAGAAGGAGGGAAAUGAUAUCAAUGAUUCUCCUGGAACCUCAUCACAAGCAGAACAAAAUGUAAAUGGGCCAGUUCAUCUACAAGAGAAUGGAGCAAAGAAAGAACCUCUCCUUACCUGGGUCCACAAAAGUUUUCAGGGCAUAUUGACUAACGAGACAAGAUGUCUAAGGUGUGAAACUGUCACUGCUAGAGACGAGACUUUUUUAGAUUUAAGUCUUGACAUAGAGCAAAAUAGUUCCAUCACAAGCUGUCUCAAAAACUUCAGCUCUACAGAGACAUUGAAUGCUGAGGACAAGUUUUUCUGUGACAAAUGCUGCAGCUUGCAAGAAGCUCAGAAAAGAAUGAAGAUAAAGAAGCCUCCAAACGUCCUCGUUAUUCAUCUCAAGCGUUUCAAGUAUAUAGAACAACUUGGGAGGUACAAAAAGCUCUCUUACCGAGUAGUCUUCCCCCUCGAGCUGAAACUCAGCAACACUGUAGAGAAUGCUGAUUCUGAGUAUUCUCUCUUUGCUGUUGUUGUUCAUGUCGGAAGUGGGCCCAACCAUGGUCACUAUAUUAGCCUUGUUAAGAGCCACAAUCAUUGGCUGUUUUUUGAUGAUGAGAAUGUAGAGAUGAUGGAUGAAUCCCAUGUUCAAACAUUCUUUGGUUCAGCACAGGAAUAUUCUAGCAACACAGACCAUGGCUACAUCCUCUUCUAUGAGAAUCUUAGUGUUGGGAACUAGGUAUGUUAUUUUUAUUUUUUUUCUCCCUUUUUUCUUAACUUUCUUGAGGUUUAUGGGGUUUCAUUUUACCGUUGUUUCUCAAUUUGUUUACCUUAUCACAUAACAUUUAAAAAUCCGAAAGGUCAGCUUCGAAGUUUUUUAUUUUUAUGUUUUUGGGUGUACAGUAAAUGGUAGUAAGACUCCAUUGAUUUAAUAAUGAAAGGACUGUACAUUGGGUUGUUUCGAGAAUGGAGAAUCCUUGUAUUUUCACAGCUGAAUUAUUUAUAAUAGAAAUGAAGUUGGCCUGGACAAGCUUUUUUGAGUUGCUAGAAA